CAGUCUUUUAGUUAAUUACGUUAAUGCGAUGAAUUUGAAAAAAAACUUAAACGAUCUAUUGUCAGACGUGAUGUCUCUAAAAAAACAAUCUAAUUGUAAAAGUGAUGUAACAGGUUGCGAUUUGCCCAGUCAUUUUAAAACUCAUAACGAUUUGAUACAGUUAAGUUCACGAGAAAUUCCAAUGGUAUACGGUGUACAUUCGUUCUGUCUUCAAACAACGAAUCUACCGAUCCAUUAUGGGGAAGCACACUUUUCUGCGAAGACUAAGUUCUUAACACUUUCUUUAGUUUCAAACACUGACAAUUACGUUGAACAAGUUCGUAAAUUGUUCGAUAAAGCAUUUCCUUUGAUAGUAAUUAACGUUAAUAAAUUGCAUACAUUAAGAAAAAUAUCUGAAGUACGAAAUCAGAGUAAUAGGGUCCGCGUUUGCUACUCGAUUUAUCAUGAUUUAUUUAUUUUAGCUCUUAGUCGUUUAGGCUGCGAGUCGAUAGAAACUCCGAAAAUGUUUUAUGAGUUCAUAACAUUGAUAUCGAUGCCUCUUGACUGGGUUGAUAUUUAUAAUCUUAUUAUUCAGUAUAAAGAUCUAAACUUUAUAUUACUAAUGCAUGAUUUAUCAUAUGCGAAAUGUUUUAAAAAUAACGACAAUAUUGAAGAUACUCCGAUAGUUGUUAUGCGUUACACAAACAGUAAAACUAUUGAUCUGAUUAAAGUUGAAUCGAAGGGAUCAGUUAUAUUUACAGAUUUCUUAUGGUCGAUUGUAUCUAAAGUGUAAUUCGACAAUUUCAACUUGAUGAACUAAAGAAUAUUAAGCUACAUCCAAUAAUCCUAUUCCACAGAUAAAAAAUUGUAAAAUACGGCCAUUUUCAAAACAUAGAGUCGGAAAAACGAGGUCAAACUACAUAAAACCUUCAUUAUUUAGAUGAGCCAACUUAAUUUUUAUAAAAAAUUCGGCAGUAGUAAUAAAAUUCAAUGCUUUCAAUUUCUACUCGUAGGUGAAAAACACCGCAGAUGUUGUUCUUUCGAUUCCAGAUUACUGAUUAUCUGAAGAUAUUUAGUGACAAAGAAGUAAGUGAAAAAUUAAUAAUAACCAUUCUUGUAAUUAACUUCCUAUCGGAAAGUUAUCGUAACGAUUAAAUUAGGUGACUUAAAGAUCUCAACAGAUCUCGGCAUUUCGACAUAUUAUAAGUUCAUGUAAACGAUUUCUAAAAAGAUGCGUACGUGUAUGUAUCUACGUACGAAGGUGUGAAUAUUU
Messenger RNA from Chelonus insularis, 1252 nucleotides. RefSeq lists its product as uncharacterized. The transcript has a single exon. The record is from RefSeq and is a predicted model, not a curated record. The coding region runs from base 29 to 772 and encodes 247 amino acids. NCBI's taxonomy places the organism in Eukaryota, Metazoa, Arthropoda, Insecta, Hymenoptera, Braconidae.